ACUCGGUCAGACAGGAGCGGUAUGACGGAAUAAGCGUCGAGGCUGUGGAGAAUAGAUAAAUGUGAACAUCAAGCUUCCUUCUCGUCAAAACAACAUUCAACGGUGAAAGAGAAACAUCGGACAUUUACUGACUAUAAGCGACUCCAGGUAGAAACACACUACAAACAUGAAGGGUUUAAAAACUGACAGCUUACAAGAAAUUAUUAUGACAACAGUGGUCCUAUCACUGGCAAUACUUUUACUCAAUUCAAGGUCUUCGUUGGCCGCACCAAUAGAAAAAAGAUCGCAACACUUGCCUAUACAUUUAUUUUGUGAUUCACCUAUCACAGUUGGGGACGGUUUAUUAAGAGAUAUGAUGUUUCUUGUUGGUGACGAGGAUAUGGACGGUCUUCUGUCCGAACAUGAAAUCGCCUCAUUUUAUAGAGAAACGGUACAUUACACAGACUACGUUGCUCAAACUUACGGAAGAUCUUUUAUUGAAAUUGCUGAUUUAGACCACGAUGGCACACUUAAUCCUGAUGAGAUGCUUUGUAUGCUAUCUGCAAUGAGCGCCUCAAGCUGGACACGGCGGUGAAAAUCUUCCUGCCACGCUAAAUUUUAUUCUUUCAAAGAACAUCUUUGCGCCUACACAAACUUUGCCAAUCACUGAGCAUAACUAAGUUAUCACUAUUUUCAUGGACAAUUCAUUUUUGUCUCUUUUAGUUGUAUUAAUUAUAGGAGGAGGACAAAGUGAAAGGCAAACAAAAAAUGCAGAGGGUAUUAGAGCUUUUCUGACAAUAUAAAUUAACAAUGUCAGGAGAAAUAUAAGUUAUAGUAUUAUUAUUGUUAUGUUAAAUGUACGUUUGAUUUAAAGCUUAUUAAUUAUUUUGAACAUAUCUAUUUAUUAUCUAGGCUAUGUAUACUUGAAAUACUUUGAGGACGUAUCUUUUCUAUAAACAAACAAUAGAUCAACAGUCAUGAACUUCAAAGUUCAUUUAUUAAUGUCUAGUCUUGAUCGUAUUACUUUCACUGGAAACUGUUUAUUUGCAUUUAAAAGGUAAAAAGUAAUGUUUUUUUUGUUUUUGUUUUUUUUAAAGAAAGGUAUGGACGAUAUGAGAUCAAAUUUAACUUAAACUGAGUAAGGUUCUUUCAGUUAUUAUUUCUUACAGCUGAAAAACUACACAUAUUCUAUAUAGAAUUGCGGAAUCUUAUGUUGAAAUAUGAAAUACUAUGAUAUACAAAUGUUUCCAUGGUUCGCUUUUUUGAAAUUGUAUCUUUUUUAAAGCAUUCUUAGUCUGUAGGAUACGGACAUAGAAGUAAAUAGUAUUCUCCCCCUUUUUCAAUACUUUUGCUACUUACCGAAUCAGUUUAAUUUAAGAUAUUAAUAUUGACAUGUACAUAUCAAAACUUUCAUCACUCCAUUAAGGGUGGUUUAAUUGACGUCAAUGUUGGAGGGUUUUUAGAUGAAUUUUUUUAUCAUUCUGCAUGUAUCGAUGAUGAUUGGAGACAUUGUCUUAAAAUGCUCCUUGUUAAAUGUUACAUAAUCUUGCUUUAUAAUUUUACUGUCUGAAUACGGGAUAACCUUUUAACUGAUGUUUGACGAAAAUUCUAAGCAUGGAAUUCGAUUAUUUAUUUGCACAUUUGUUUCAAUAUAAACUGAUGUAAUUAUCGUAUUAUAAAAUUUACAUUCCUUCAUAUUUUGUAUGUCAUGUAUAAUUCAUGUAAAUUUGUGAUGUAUAAUCAAAGAAAUGUACUUAUAAUGAAAUAAAUCUUUGUAAUGUCUUAUUAUUUAGCAGAAUAUUUUGAAUAUAAUUCGGACGUAGGCAUAAAAUCAAACAAUUAUCACUAGUUGUUGUUAACGAAAAUGUAUGUACGCAAUACUUUUCAAAUUAUGUAUAAUAAGGUAUAAUAUCAAUAAUCUGAAAUUUUGAAUUAACAAUGAUAGUCUUAGGACCAAAAAAGUAUUGUACAUUUUCCCGAAACAUUUCACAAAACAUAAAAGACAAGCCUGUAAGCUAUUUUUACUUCGUACAUUUUUUUUUUAUUUUAAUUGAUAUUUCUUUUUAUAUUUAUUUUGAAUCAGUUACAUCGGUUUAUUAGCAACCGAAACAUUUUUCUACAUUUUAUACCCUCAUAUCUUACAAACGCCUACUAUACUAGUAAAAUAUCACCAAAUAAAAGAACGACCUCUUGCUGUUGGUGUCAAUGUUAUAUGCAUGAUUGACCAUCAAAA
Messenger RNA from Ruditapes philippinarum (Manila clam), 2212 nucleotides. RefSeq lists its product as uncharacterized. The record is from RefSeq and is a predicted model, not a curated record. Gene Ontology annotation, molecular function: calcium ion binding. NCBI's taxonomy places the organism in Eukaryota, Metazoa, Mollusca, Bivalvia, Venerida, Veneridae. Bases 167 to 574 code for a protein of 135 amino acids. The transcript is spliced from 4 exons.